Messenger RNA from Pediculus humanus corporis (human body louse), 1029 nucleotides. RefSeq names its product transmembrane protein nessy, putative. Gene Ontology annotation, cellular component: membrane. The record is from RefSeq and is a predicted model, not a curated record. Lineage: Eukaryota; Metazoa; Arthropoda; Insecta; Psocodea; Pediculidae. Gene Ontology annotation, biological process: lipid modification; phosphatidylcholine biosynthetic process. The coding region runs from base 1 to 1029 and encodes 342 amino acids. Gene Ontology annotation, molecular function: lysophospholipid acyltransferase activity; 1-acylglycerophosphocholine O-acyltransferase activity. The transcript is spliced from 7 exons.
AUGAUUUUACAAAAAUUAAUAAUUAAUUGGUCGGAAUUAAUCGGUUGUUCCGAUGCAGCUUUAACGUUAUUAAUAUCACUUUUAUUAGGUUAUCCUAUUGCUUUUAUUCAUAGAAAAUGUUUAUUUGGGGCAUCACCUAAUAUACAACACAUAUAUUUUAUAACAUGUGGAAUUAUUCUUUGUUGUUUUAAUUAUGGUUUUGAUGUGAUACAUUCUCUUGCAUCGAUAACGAUUACUUAUCUCGUAUUAAAAAUAUUUAAAGGAGGCCUUACUUCUUUAUUAAUUGUAUUCAUAUAUACAAUGUUACAUUUGACUGUGGGAUAUUGGGCUACAGCCACAUCAACAUAUGAUAUUAAAUGGACAAUGCCACAAUGUGUUUUAACAUUAAGACUUAUAGGAUUGGCAUUUAAUGUUUACGAUGGAAGCCAACCUCAAGUCGAAGAGAAUCGAAAGGUUGCAUUACAGACAGUUCCAAGCAUUUUGGAAGUAUUUGCUCAUUCAUAUUUUCCUGCCAGUUUUUUAGUAGGACCUCAAUUUUCAUUUAAACGUUAUAAAGAUUUUGUCGAAUUAAAAUUAGAAGAAAAGGAACUUCCCCGUUCUUUGGGAGAAAGUAGGAAAAGUUUAUUUUUGGGUCUCACAUAUUUAAUUAUGUAUCAAAUAGGUUCACUUUACAUACCAGACAGUUAUUUUACAUCAGAAGAAUAUUUUUAUUUAAAUAUAUUUAAAAAAAUAUUUUUUCUCGGUCUUUGGGGCCGUUUCACAUUAUAUAAAUAUAUUUCAUGUUGGUUAAUCACAGAAGGAAGUUGUAUAAUGAUGGGUCUUACAUACAACGGUCUCGAUGAAAAAGAAAAACCUAAAUGGGACGGUUGUUCAAAUGUUAAAUUAAAAGUUUUUGAAACAAGUACAAAAAUGAAUCAUUAUAUAGAAUCAUUUAACAUAAAUACAAAUCAAUGGAUUGCUCAGAGCACUAGUUUUUCUCGCCAUUUGGCACGGAUUACAUUCGGGUUAUUAUGCGACGUUUCUUUUUGA